Phlebotomus argentipes is the source of this 1943-nucleotide messenger RNA. Its product is annotated as E3 ubiquitin-protein ligase RNF34. Gene Ontology annotation, cellular component: cytoplasm; plasma membrane. The record is from RefSeq and is a predicted model, not a curated record. The coding region runs from base 82 to 1932 and encodes 616 amino acids. Lineage: Eukaryota; Metazoa; Arthropoda; Insecta; Diptera; Psychodidae. The transcript is spliced from 6 exons. Gene Ontology annotation, biological process: negative regulation of extrinsic apoptotic signaling pathway via death domain receptors; protein K48-linked ubiquitination; proteasome-mediated ubiquitin-dependent protein catabolic process. Gene Ontology annotation, molecular function: ubiquitin protein ligase activity.
UCUGAAACGUCACAUUUCAAUGGCGAUUUCGCGAAUAUUCCCAGUGAAUUGUGAAAUAAAAUGAUUUUGUAGUGAUAAGAGAUGCCGUGUGAAAAUUGCAGUGCUCAAUUUUCCGUCUUCAAGAUUAAGCGCUCCUGCUCAGAGUGCAGACGAUUGUACUGCAAACAAUGCCUGGCGAAGAAGAAGGAUAGAUUUCUGUGCGGACGGUGUGUUAUCCUCACCACCAGGCCUCUGUCGAGGGUGGAUCUGCUGCAGCUGAAGCCCAAGGACCUAAUCUUCUACUGUCAGAGCAAGCACAUCUCCACCAUUGGCUGCGUGGAGAAGGAAGAGCUCGUGGAUUUGGUGCUAGCGCAUGGUAAUUCCACGCAAGAUGGUCACACGAGGAGUAGAGCUUCUGGCGAAGCCAGUGACGAAGACAACUGCACGAAUCCCUUUGAUCAGAUCAAGCAAACGUGCCAGAACUUCUUCAACACUGUAGCUGAGAAGAUCAACAAUGACUUUAACUUCGACCUAAAAACCUCCUCAUCCUUCUCGCCACGGCAGCCAGCUAGUGGGGCGGCCACACCUCGUCAGAGCGCCCCAACAGCACCCAUUGUCAACGAUGUUCGCGGCAGAGCAUCGCCAGCCUCGGAAGUUUUCUCCUCCAGCUACACUUCUAGUCAACCAGCAAGUUCUUCGGCCUCCCUCACGUCCGAGAACAGCCGCAGGGGCGCCCCGAAGGCGCCAGGACACGCCAGGAGCUGCAGCGUGGACAAAGCGAAGGAGGAGCUCAGUGAUUUGCAUGAGUUCGAGAUCAUCCAGUCCACCACCGAUCUCACACCUGAUGCCGGGCCCAGCCGAGACAGCGAGCUGAGGCCCAAGGCGACGACCGGAGGGAAUUCAGACAGCUCGUCGUCGUUCGAGGAAUUGGGAGCCGUGGGCGGAAGUGAUUCAUUCAGUGCUGUGACCAAUAAUGAUAAGAGCAACUCGGAGACGCUGCAGAUCAGCAACGAGAUGGAUGGCCAGAUGACAUCGUCCAGUGAGGGUGUUCAAGAGGCUGCAAAUGCGAGGAACUUUGCUAUUUUCACCACGAGAAGUCAUCCCAGCAGCGAAGGCAUGUCCCUCUCCGCCAGUGUCGAUUCCACGCCUGUCCAUCGCUCACGGAGACUCGUAAGACGACGCUCUGACAGUUUCAUAAUCGACACAGGCCUACUGGAGCGUGACAUUUCUCUGUUCCUCGAGGAGGAGACGCUCAGGAAGCGCUCCAGGACAUCAUCGCAGCGCGGUGAACGUGACAGAGAAGUGCUACGAGGGCGACUGGAACAGUUCAAGAGCGAAAUGGCGGCUCUCGGACUCAGUGAUGCGACAAUUCAGGAACAAUUGGACGCCGUACUGAAAUAUUUGGAAGAGAGACGAAUGUCCACGACAAUGCAGCCGUCAACGUCAUCAGCCGCUCAUCCUCCGGCCAUGACGGCGGAUUUUUUGGUGUUUACCAAUGACAACGACGGGAUCAAUGUGUAUCCCAUGGGGGAAUCUGAGGGAUUCGACGGCAUUCCAGUGAUCAAUGUGGAGAAGCAGGACAGUUCUAGCGAAGUUAGGACCAGGAAGUACAUAAGACUAGAUGACAUCACCUCAAGUGCUGAACUGGAGAAGUUGUCAGUGAAGCAACUCAAGGAGAUUUUGAUGCUGAAUCGUGUCGACUUCAAGGGAUGCUGUGAGAAGAAUGAACUUCUAGAGCGCGUGAUGCGAUUGUGGAAUGACCAUCGAACGUAUCCAUCUGCGGACAAGUUGCAACCGGACGAUUUGUGCAAAAUCUGCAUGGAUGCGCCGAUCGAGUGCGUGAUCCUCGAGUGUGGACACAUGGCGACGUGCACGAAUUGUGGCAAAAUUCUUCACGAGUGUCCCAUUUGCCGACAAUACAUUGUUCGAGUUGUUAGAUUUUUCAAGGCGUAGAAGCACAGCAA